GAUCAAGUUAGAAAACAUAAACAUAAAUUAAAUCAAACCAAAAAGAUAAGCAAAAGAUCAAGAGUUGAAUAUAUUGAAUUAGAUCAAAAUAAUUUGGAUGAAGAUCAAGAAGAGGGUGAAAAAGAAUCUGAAGAUAAUAACGAAUAUAUUAAUAAUGAUGA
This is a messenger RNA of Cetraspora pellucida, 161 nucleotides long. Lineage: Eukaryota; Fungi; Glomeromycota; Glomeromycetes; Diversisporales; Gigasporaceae. The record is from the annotation of a GenBank genome assembly.